GCCAAAUACACUUGUUUACUGAUCUGUCCAACUAGUAAAUAGGGCUCUAUGGUUGCCUGGGUCUGUAAUAUUAGUGUAAACGUAGUCAUCCACAAGGCCUUUGACGAUGCUUUGCGCAAAGAGAUACUUAGAAAGAGUACCUUCCUACCUGCUCACACUGACCACUUCAGACUUUCGGCACGUUUAAUUGAUCCAACAAACACCUGUCAAUCUCAUCUCAACUACUUUUCGAGCAUUCGCACUCAAAACCAUGGUAUCACAAAGGGAUAAAGAGCUGUUCAGAAAUGACGUUCGUGCCCGGGGAACAAAACUUAGUGCUGCUGAUCGUGAGAGCCUUUUGAAACCAUACCUACCAGACCCCUCGGAGCUACCACAUCGGCCACUGCAGCGGCGCAGGAAAACUUCGCCCAGAAAGACCCCUAUCCGGACUUUCGUGAAGUCACAACUGCACCAGCUGACCUAUACUCUCAUUCACAUUUUCUUUGGUAUCGUCGUUCGCCUCGCCCAGAGCUACCAUGCCGUCGUGGAUAGGGUGUUCGCCAUCGUCUAUUAUCAUCACCGAACCCCCGAAUUGAUCAGGAAGGAUGUCAAGAAUUUGGAUCGUUUGCCGGAGCACUUGAGUGUUAUAUUAUCAUUGCGGCAGGAGGAGGAUUCUCUAACGGUUUUAAUGGAUGAAGUGGCAGAACUUGCUGCGUGGAGUGUCAGUGCCGGGAUCCCUGUGUUAAGCAUUUAUGAGAAGAGUGGGGUCCUUAAAUCAUGCAUUCCCACCCUGCACCGCAUCGUUACAAGCAAGCUAUCUGCGUAUUAUGGCUCUCCUUCCCAGCAACCAACGUUGCGACUUUUUGCCCCUCAUCACUCUGUUUAUCAACCACAGGACAGCAGCUCAACUGAGAAAGCCAACACUGAUUCUCUGACUGUGCUUCUAUUGUCGGCUACCGAUGGCCGGGAAACAUUUGUGGACUUGACAAAGACGCUCGCGGAGAUGUCCCAGAAUGGAAAAAUAUCACCAGAAGAUAUCACAAUGGAACUGGUCGAUGCAGAGAUUAGCGAGAUCACGACACAGCCAUCUCAGACAGCUUUACCGACCUCCAUCGGGAACAAAGCAGCAUCUAUUCCGAACGUUUCAGUAAAACCAGAGCCUGACUUACUAUUAGUAUUCAGGCCCUUCUUGAAAUUAGAUGGUUAUCCACCCUGGCAUAUUCGACUUACGGAGAUGUAUUGUACGGGUGAUAAGAGCAACAGCAUGACAGGAUAUGGGGAGGCUGUUGAAUAUCAGGGUUUUCUUAGGGGUCUAUGGCAUUAUGCAGGGGCUCAAAUGCGAUUCGGUCGUUGAGCCUUUUCUACCUCCUGACUGUCUUUCUAUUCCCAUACUCACAUCCUUCCAGCUGUGGAAAGGACCUAAAUCGAGACUUGAUAUUAAGCGUCAUAUUGUUUCUUGAUGAAUGACUUUGAGAUGGUGGUCCCCGAAUUGUGAACUACGCCUCUAAUUCCCACAGGCAAUAUACAUUUUGGUGUAAGAUUAUAUGCAUAUCACAGAUUGACUAGAUCCCCGUUAAUAGGUAACGUCUUCUUCGGUGUUUAUAUAAUUUGGUUCUA
Messenger RNA from Aspergillus pseudonomiae, 1596 nucleotides. RefSeq names its product ditrans,polycis-polyprenyl diphosphate synthase. Lineage: Eukaryota; Fungi; Ascomycota; Eurotiomycetes; Eurotiales; Aspergillaceae. Gene Ontology annotation, molecular function: ditrans,polycis-polyprenyl diphosphate synthase [(2E,6E)-farnesyl diphosphate specific] activity. The coding region runs from base 251 to 1333 and encodes 360 amino acids. Gene Ontology annotation, cellular component: dehydrodolichyl diphosphate synthase complex; endoplasmic reticulum membrane. The record is from RefSeq and is a predicted model, not a curated record. The transcript is spliced from 2 exons.